Molecule: messenger RNA, 854 nt
Organism: Habropoda laboriosa
Lineage: Eukaryota; Metazoa; Arthropoda; Insecta; Hymenoptera; Apidae
Gene: Cox11
Product: cytochrome c oxidase assembly protein COX11, mitochondrial
Exons: 4
Coding region: 130-807 (225 amino acids)
Cellular component (GO): mitochondrial inner membrane
Molecular function (GO): copper ion binding
Source: RefSeq, a predicted model, not a curated record
CGCGCGAAAGUAACAUGGUUGCCUCCUUAAUCAGCUGGUGUCCACAAUAUCGGGCAAUGUAAUAUAAUUACACUACAUAACGACGAACGAAAUUCACCUUUAGGUUAAAUCGAUGAAACGGAGAAUAAAAUGUAUCUGAAAAUGUAUCAAAAAAUAUUGAAUUGCUGUACAAGGCAGAUACAUACUAAUGUGUCUCGAACAUUACUUAAUCAAUAUUACAAUGCUACCCACAAGAAAAGGUUACGUUCUUCGCGUUAUUACUGGAGCGGUUUCGGUGUUUUAGUACUCGGAAUGACUUAUGCUUCAGUGCCUUUAUAUAGAGUAUUUUGCCAGGCGUAUAAUUAUGGUGGGACACUAUCGGUCACUUACGAUAGUAACAAAGUGCGUUCGAUGAUUCCCGUUAAAGAGAGAGAAAUAAAAGUCAAAUUUAACGCCGAUACUGGAGCAAUGAUGCAAUGGAAUUUCAAACCUCAACAAAAUUGUAUAAAAGUACUACCUGGAGAGACUGCUUUAGCAUUUUUCACCGCGAAAAACCCAUUGGAUAAACCAAUUACUGGUGUAUCAACUUAUAAUGUGGUUCCAUAUGAAGCAGCACAAUAUUUCCAUAAAAUUCAAUGCUUUUGUUUCGAGGAACAACAACUUAAUCCACACGAAGAAGUUGACUUGCCAGUGUUUUUUUACAUCGAUCCAGCUAUUGUUGAUGACCCUAAAAUGGAAGAUCUAGAUGAAAUUAUACUUUCUUACACAUUCUUUGAAGCUAAAGGGGGCAUAAAGAUUCCUUUACCAAGUUUUUUGAAAAGAGAGUGAAUAUUGUAAUGUAUUUAUGUUAAUGUUUUAAGAAUAGAUAGAAAUAU